Radiomyces spectabilis is the source of this 732-nucleotide messenger RNA. Its product is annotated as 60S ribosomal protein L16. The transcript is spliced from 3 exons. Gene Ontology annotation, cellular component: ribosome; cytosolic large ribosomal subunit. Gene Ontology annotation, molecular function: structural constituent of ribosome; mRNA binding. The coding region runs from base 1 to 732 and encodes 243 amino acids. Gene Ontology annotation, biological process: translation; negative regulation of translation. NCBI's taxonomy places the organism in Eukaryota, Fungi, Mucoromycota, Mucoromycetes, Mucorales, Radiomycetaceae. The record is from RefSeq and is a predicted model, not a curated record.
AUGGCCGCCCUCAGCUUUGUUGGGCUAUGGAAACGCAUUACGCAUGAAAGGGAGCUGGUCACCAUGGCCGUUGGCCGUGGCUGGCAUGGUGGCGUGGCUUCCACCGGUGACCAUUUCCAUGCUAGUCAUGGAACUUCUGGGGUGGUUGUCAUUGACGGCAAGGGUCAUCUCCUCGGUCGCCUCGCUUCUAUUAUUUCCAAGCAGGCCUUGAACGGACAGAAGGUCGUGGUUGUCCGUUGUGAAGCUCUUAAUGUCUCUGGCGAAUUCUUCCGCAACAAGUUGAAGUAUCACGCCUACCUUCACAAGCGUUGUCUUGUCAACCCCAACAAGGGUCCUUAUCAUUUCCGCGCUCCUUCCCGCAUCUUGUACAAGGCUAUCCGUGGUAUGAUCCCUCACAAGACCGCUCGUGGCGCUGCCGCUUUGGACCGCAUCAAGUUGUUCGAAGGCUGCCCUCCUCCCUAUGAUCGUGUCAAGCGCAUGGUUGUCCCCGAUGCUCUCCGUGUUUUGCGACUCAAGCCUGGUCGCAAGUACACCACCCUUGGCCGUAUCUCCCACGAAGUCGGCUGGAAGUACCAGGAUGUUGUUGCCAAGCUCGAAGAGAAGCGUUUGGCCAAAUCUGCUGCUUACUACAAGCGCAAGGCUGCCCUUGUUGCUAUCCAAAAGAAGGCCGUCGAAUCCAAGGCUGAUGCCAUCAAGGAUGUCAACGCUUCCAUUGCUGCUCUUGGUCACUGA